Nycticebus coucang (slow loris) is the source of this 4575-nucleotide messenger RNA. Its product is annotated as zinc finger protein 43-like. The coding region runs from base 72 to 2255 and encodes 727 amino acids. The record is from RefSeq and is a predicted model, not a curated record. The transcript has 5 exons. Lineage: Eukaryota; Metazoa; Chordata; Mammalia; Primates; Lorisidae. Gene Ontology annotation, biological process: regulation of DNA-templated transcription.
GAGGACGCCGGGACAUCCGGAAGCUGGGAAAUGGAAGCAUUGCUUGGGGAAAAGGAACAAGUACAGUUGGAAUGUUGACAUUCAAGGACGUGUCUAUAGAGUUCUCUAUGGAUGAGUGGGCCUGCCUGGACCCUACUGAGCACACUUUGUAUCGGGACGUCAUGUUGGAGAACUACAGACACCUGGUCUUCCUAGGUCUUGCUGUCUCUAAGCCAGACCUCAUCACCUGUCUGGAGCAAAGCAAAGAACCCUGGAUGGUGAAGACUCACCAGACAGUAGUCAAGCACCCAGAUGUAUCUAAUCAUUCUACCCAAGACCAUUUCCAAGAACUGGACACAAAUAUAUUAUACCCAGAGAUAACACUGAGAAGAUAUCAAAGCUGUGGCCUGGAGAACUUAAACUUAACAAAAGACUGGGAAAGUGUUUCUGAAUGUACUCAGCAGAAAGUAUGUUACAGUGGAUGUGACCAAUGUUUAACAGCUAGCCAUGGCAAAGUCUGCCAAUGUAGUAAAUAUACGAGAGUGUUUAGACAUUUGUCAAAUCUAAAUAGACAUAACAUGAUAUAUACCAUCGAGAAAAUGUUUAAGUAUGAAAAGUAUGGGAAAGCCUAUAACCACUGCUCACACAUUACUAAAUGUAAGAUAAUGCAUAUUGGAGAAAAACAGUACAAAUGUAAAGAAGGUGGCAAAGUCUUUAAAUUUUGCUCAAGCCUAUCUAACCAUAAGAAACUCCACCCUGGGGAGAAACUCUAUAAGUUUAAAAAUUAUGGGGAAUGUCUUAGCCACAGAUUAAAAUAUUAUAACCAUAAGAGUAUUAAUACUGGAAGAAAAGCCUACAACUAUAAAGAAUGUGAUGAACUUACCAAUCAGUACUCACAUCUUUCUGGACAUGAAAGAAUUUAUUCUGGAGAGAAACACUACAAAUGUCAAGAAUGUGGCAAAGCCUUUAACAAUAGUGUAACCCUUACUAAACAUCAAAGAAUUCAUUCUGGGGAGAAACCCUACAAAUGCGAAGAAUGUGGCAAAGCUUUUAAGCAGUACCCAAGUCUUUCUAGACAUAAAAGAAUUCAUUCUGGAGAGAAACCCUACAAAUGUGAAGAAUGUGGAAAAGCCUUUAACUGGUACUCAACACUUUCUGUACAUAGAAGAAUUCAUUCUGGAGAGAAACCCUACAAAUGUGAAGAAUGUGGCAAAGCCUUUAAUGGUAAUUCACCCCUUACUAAACAUCAAAGAAUUCAUUCUGGGGAGAAACCCUACAAAUGUGAAGAAUGUGGCAAAGCCUUUAAACAGCACUCACACCUUUCUGCACAUCGAAGAAUUCACUCGGGAGAAAAACCCUACAAAUGUGAAGAAUGUGGCAAAGCCUUUAAGCUGUACCCAGGUCUUUCUAGACAUAAAAGAAUUCAUUCUGGAGAGAAACCCUACAAAUGUCAAGAAUGUGGCAAGGCCUUUACGCACUACCCAAGUCUUUCUAUACAUAAAAGAAUUCAUUCUGGAGAGAAACCCUACAAAUGUCAAGAAUGUGGCAAAGCCUUUAAGCAGCACUCAAUCCUUUCUGUACAUCAAAGAAUUCAUUCUGGAGAGGAACCCUACAAAUGUCAAGAAUGUGGCAAAGCCUUUAAGCGGUACCCAAGUCUUUCUAAACAUAAAAGAAUUCAUUCUGGAGAGAAACCCUACAAAUGUCAAGAAUGUGGCAAAGCCUUUAAGCAGUACCCAAGUCUUUCUAGACAUAAAAGAAUUCAUUCUGGAGAGAAACCCUACAAAUGUGAAGAAUGUGGCAAAGCCUUUACUCUGCGUUCAUCCCUUUCUGUACAUAGAAGAAUUCAUUCUGGAGAGAAACCCUACAAAUGUGAAGAAUGUGGAAAAGCCUUUAUCUGGUACUCAAAACUUUCUGUACAUAGAAGAAUUCAUUCUGGAGAGAAACCCUACAAAUGUCAAGAAUGUGGCAAAGCCUUUAAUGAUAUUACAACCCUUACUAAACAUCAAAGAAUUCAUUCUGGGGAGAAACCCUACAAAUGUGAAGAAUGUGGCAAAGCCUUUAAUGAUAAUUCAACCCUUACUAAACAUCAAAGAAUUCAUUCUGGGGAAAAACCCUACAAAUGUGAAGAAUGUGGCAAAGCCUUUAAACAGCACUCACACCUUUCUGAACAUCAAAGAAUUCACUCAGGAGAAAAAUCCUACAAAUGUGAAGAAUGUGGCAAAGCCUUUAAGCAGUACCCAAGUCUUUCUAAACAUAAAAGAAUUCAUGCUGGAUAGAAACCCUACAAAUGUCAAGAAUGUGGCAAAGCCUUUAACCGGCACUCAAUCCUUUCUCAACAUCAAAGAAUUCAUUCUGGAGAGAAACCCUACAAAUGUGAAGAAUGUGGCAAAGCCUUUAAGCAGUACCCAAGUCUUUCUAAACAUAAAAGAAUUCAUGCUGGAUAGAAACCCUACAAAUGUCAAGAAUGUGGCAAAGCCUUUAAGUGGUACUCAAUCCUUUCUGUACAUCAAAGAAUUCAUUCUGGAGAGAAACCCUACAAAUGUGAAGAAUGUGGCAAAGCCUUUCACACUUUCUAGACAUAAAAGAAUUCAUUCUGGAGAAAAACCUUACAAAUGUGAAGAAUGUGGCAAAGCCUUUAAGAAUAGUUCAACCCUUACUAAACAUCCGAGAAUUCAUUAUGGAAUGAAACCCUAGAAAUGUGAAGAAUGUGGCAAAGCCUUUACUCGGAGUUCAUCCCUUUUUGCACAUCAAAGAAUUCAUUCUGUAGAGAAACCCUACAAAUGUGAAGAAUGUGGAAAAGCCUUUAACUGGUACUCAACACUUUCUGUACAUAGAAGAAUUCAUUCUGGAGAGAAACCCUACAAAUGUCAAGAAUGUGGCAAAGCCUUUAACCGGAACUCACACCUUUCUGUGCACCAAAGAAUUCAUUCUGGAGAGAAACCCUGCAAAGUCAAGAAUGUGGUAAAACCUUUAAUUAGUGUGUAACCUUUCUAAAAUACAAGAAUUCAUUCAAGGGAGAAACCUUAUAAAUAUGAACACUGUGGCAAACCCUUUAUUCACAUUCAAACCUCACUGUACAUAAAAUAAAUCAUACAGGACAGAAACCCUACAAAUAUGAAGAAUGUGGAAGUAUCCUUACCUGGUGUUCAUGGCUUGCUAAGGAUAAAAGAAUUCACACUGGAGAGAUAUUCUAGAAAUGGGAACAGUGUGGUAAUGCCUUUUACUGGAGCUCAAACGUUAGAACACAUAAGAAAAUUCAGAUUGGAAAGAAAUUUUACAAAUGUGAAUGAUGUGGCAAAAAUUUUCAGUGGUCUUCAGCCCUUAGUAAAACAUAAGAGAAAUCAUAGCAGAGAAAAACAGUAACAUUAUGAAGAUGUUAUGCCAGUAGUGACAGUUUUUUUACAUAAUAGAAUUCUUUUUUUGUUUUUUGUGACAGUGGCUUACUAUGUCACCGUCGGUAGAGUGCGGUGACAUCACAGCUCACAGCAACCUCCAGCUCUUGGGCUUAGGCAACUCUCCUGCCUCAGCUUCCCAAGUAGCUGGGGCCACAGGCACUGGCCACAAUGCCUGGCUAUUUUUUGUCGCAGUUUGGCCAGGGCCGGGUUCAAACCCGCCACCUUCAGUAUAUGGGGCUGGCACCCUACCCACUGAGCCACAAGCACUACCCCACAAAAAAUUAUUGAAUAAAAACUGUACAAAUGUGAAGAACUUAACAAGUGUUUAACUUGUCCUCAAACAAUUCUAUAUAUGAAAACUUUAUAUAACAGAGAAAAAUCCCUACAAAUUUGAAGUGUCAAAUCCUAUAAUCUCACACAUUUCAGUACCUAACAGAAUUCCUAGCAAAAUUCUAUAUAUGUGAAGAGUGAGAAAAUGUUUUUAAAUAUUCCUCACACUUUUCUAAUCAUAAUUCAUAUGGAAGAAAUACUCUAGAAAUCUCAAUCAUGUCUCAAGGCCUUAAAAUUUUGUUUAUACUGUUCAAUAGGUCUAAGGAGAGACAAGGGGAAAUGAUAAAUGAUACUGGGAAUUUUUUUGUCCUUAACAAGAGAAACACAUUAACUAGGGGGGCCUUCCAUGGAAAAAACGUUGGCAUUUGAAGAAAGCUUCCAAAACCUGAUGUUUUCCCUACAAAAAAUGGGCCUCAGAGGUAGAGAGGCCACAAUGUGGAGAUAUGACCAAGGCCAGAAAAAGGGAUCUUUGAAGCAGGUAUACAAUUAAGGUGAUGGCAGCUGCAAGUGACCUAUUUUCUAUAGUAUAAUAAAAUUCACACCACUUCUAUCACACUUUACAAAUAAAACGACAACAUGUGGAUAUGGAUUAUAGGGAUAGAAAUGGGAGGACUCUCCAUUCUGGAAGAUUUUUCCCUUUCCAGGAAAAAUCAUGAAUAUUUUACCCCCAUACCACUUAACAUAGAAUUGGAAAAUCUCUAUAAAGGGGAAAAAUCUUACUAAACCCAAGGUCUUCUCUACAUGAAAAUGUAGUGUCUUCCUUCUCUAGAGUGUCCUUUAAUAAACUGACCUUUUGUUUAUUUAUUUAUUUAUUUAUUGGGGGGACUGGUUCUUUAUUUCAAAAAUACAUAUAUCAAUAUUCAGUAUCCAA